UGUAGCUCCUCAAUCGAUACAACGUGCACAAUAAAUACUUCAGCAUUGUCAGCAUGUUUGGUGCGCUGGUGCGAGUGCGGGACUAUGUCUUCUUCGAGAGGAAUCCGCUCGUGCAGAUUCUCUACUUUGUUGCCAUGGGCUCGUGUUAUUAUCUGUACAUGCGGGAGGCCCAUCCACUGCUGCCGAACGAAUACGUCGGCUGGUACCACAAGUACGAGCUUCUUGCUGCAGUGACAGUAGUGAAUAUCCUAUCUGAGAGGUCACUUCUACUGCAGGUGGCUGGCAACGGUUCUGUUCGUGGCGACCAUCGCACUCUACCUGAUCAUGUGCAGGAGCGACCCCGGGGUGAUCCGACGCGACAAUAUCGACGAGUUCCAGCAGUAUGUGAACCACCCGGUACUGUAUCCGGAGGGGAAAUACUGCCGCACUUGCAAGACGCUUAAGUUGCCGCGAUCCAAGCAUUGCCGGUUGUGCAAUCACUGCGUCGCCAGAUUCGACCAUCAUUGCAUUUGGUUCAAUGGUUGCGUUGGCGAGAAGAACUACAAGUACUUCCUGACGUAUUUGCUGGUCCAGCUAGCUGUUUGUCUUGAGGGCUUCUUCGUCUCAACCAGUGUGUUCUUCACCCAGACCGAUGAUCUCUUUCAUGCUCGCGGUGUAACAAUGGAACAGGUCGGCAGAGCGGAGACUGCUAAAAUCAUGCAGUCAUUCAUUGCAAAUAACCAAGCCCUGGGCUUCGUCACCGCUAUGUGUCUCCUGAUCAGUAUCAUCCUCUGGGUUUUCAUCUUAAUGCAACUAAAACGCAUCGCACAGAACGAAACAGCGAACGAAUCAUUCAAGCGUGAAGACCUGCGUGAAGAAGCAGAACUCGACGGAGAGACGUCCGGACGCCGGAUGUUCCGUUUCCUCUUCAAGCGCCUGAACUUCCGCAAGCGCCCGAAGUUAACGGUGCCACGUCGCGAGCAGAAAAAAACGUUAGAUGCGUCUUGGGGCGGUCUUUUCUCUCCCGACUCCAUCAUGAACACCGAAGAGAGUUUCUCAGUGGAAGACGUCAACUUUAACCCGUACAAACUCGGCUCGUUCAGGGAAAAUCUGCUGGACGCUCUGCAUCUCACUGGCAACAAAGCGAAAACGAGUUGAGGCAAAUCCAAACUGACGCGAAUAAAUUUGUGUGCAACUUGCAGCAACUUAAGCGUAAAAUGUACGUCAAGAAGUCAUCAAUGCUACGAUCUAGAGAGACACUGCCGAGUUGCUGUACCUGGCGGACGUACCCAGGCCCGACAUUGCCUUGUUCAUGCUGAUCGUGGCCUGCACGGAAUGCACGGCCGCUUUGAACUUCUUGCGCGCAUGGAAGCGUCUCAGUUCGGUCAGUGCGCUGGUCAGUGGCACAGUGGCCACGUCCGUUCCGGUGAUCCACUUGUGCUCCAGCAAUUCUCCAGCCGAGGCGCGAUCUUUGGGGUUAACCACCAACAUCUUGGAGAUAAACUCCUUGGCGUCAGUGGAUACAUUGUCCCAAUACGGCGAGUCGAAGUAGUAUUUACCCUUCCGGAUCUUCUUGAACAGAACAGGCUGCGAGUCGUCGUGGAAAGGAGGGUAACCACAGAGCAAAAUGUACGUGAUGACGCCGAUACUCCAGAUAUCAACGGGCUUGCCGUACGACGCGCCUUCCAAGAUCUCGGGAGCCACGUAUCCAGGUGUGCCACACGUGGUCACGAGCCCGGAAUCGUCUUUGGUCACUGUCUUGGCAAAGCCAAAGUCCGCCAGCUUAAUACUGGCGUCGUCGUCUGCUGACAUGAGCAGUAGGUUCUCGGGUUUGAGGUCUCGGUGCACGACGUUCUGGUCGUGGCAGUACUUGAUGGCGUCGAUGAGGAUCUUGACGAGGUCGCGCGCCUCUUUUUCCGUGUAAAACGUUUUCUCCACGAUGCGGUCGAAGAGUUCGCCACCUCCCACGAACUCCGUGACGAGGUAGUAGUAGUCGGGCUCGACGAAAAACUCCUCAAGAGUCAUAAUGUGCGGGUGCUUCAUCUGUUGGAGGAUGGAAACCUCGAAUUGAAUGGCUUCGUCGUCCUCGGUCGAGAGCUCCGAGCGCUUAAUGCACUUGAUGGCGAACUUGUGCUUGCUCUUCUUGUGGACACUCUCGCGCACGACCGAGUAUGACCCAGAGCCGAUGACUUUGCCCAAGGUGUACGAGUCCGUCACUUUCCCUUUGCCUUGCGGUGAAGCAGCGACGGACGUUUCUUCCACCACGGUGGUGGCUGUGACGGUGGUGGGCGCAUCGCCCUUGGGCGUGGACAGCGAUUCGUCGCGUCCGAAGCACCUGUAGAAGCACGAGAAGCAGCGCAUGGAGUGCGACGGGUAGUGGCGGCUAAUGGUACAGAGCUCCCCGAUACUCUGCGAAAUAAAUCAGAUGAACUCAGGACCCAUAUUUACGGUGACAUGUAGUCCGAUUUACUAAGUGGGAGGAAAAAAAGAAAUUGACAAUUUCCGUA
Messenger RNA from Phytophthora nicotianae INRA-310, 2486 nucleotides. RefSeq lists its product as hypothetical. The transcript is spliced from 8 exons. Bases 325 to 1137 code for a protein of 270 amino acids. The record is from RefSeq and is a predicted model, not a curated record. Gene Ontology annotation, cellular component: endoplasmic reticulum; Golgi apparatus. Gene Ontology annotation, molecular function: protein-cysteine S-palmitoyltransferase activity. Lineage: Eukaryota; Oomycota; Peronosporomycetes; Peronosporales; Peronosporaceae. Gene Ontology annotation, biological process: protein targeting to membrane; peptidyl-L-cysteine S-palmitoylation.